Molecule: messenger RNA, 1883 nt
Organism: Psammomys obesus (fat sand rat)
Lineage: Eukaryota; Metazoa; Chordata; Mammalia; Rodentia; Muridae
Gene: Grina
Product: glutamate ionotropic receptor NMDA type subunit associated protein 1
Exons: 8
Coding region: 290-1336 (348 amino acids)
Biological process (GO): negative regulation of apoptotic signaling pathway
Cellular component (GO): endoplasmic reticulum; Golgi apparatus; membrane
Source: RefSeq, a predicted model, not a curated record
CGCCCAGUCACAAGGCUCCUCUGCGUCUCGCCAGCCGAAGGCGCAGGCCCAAGCAACCCGGCCGCUCAGAGGGUGCAGGUGCGGACGCACCGGCCAUCACCGCGCGCGGCUGCGCAGCGGUCACCGUAGGCACCGGCCUCUGACUCCCCGAGAGCGGGCGAUCAAGAGCAGCCCCUUCUAAGGGUCCACAUCAGCCCCCCGACCAACCUCACCCAACAGUGCUCUGUGCCUCCUGGUUCAGAGGCUCCUUACAGCCCUGUACAAAGGGGCAGCCACAGAACCCGAGGCCAUGUCCCAUGAAAAGAGUUUCUUGGUGUCUGGGGACAGCUAUCCUCCCCCCAACCCUGGCUAUCCUGUGGGGCCUCAGGCCCCUAUGCCUCCCUAUGUUCAGCCUCCCUAUCCUGGGGCCCCAUACCCACAGGCCCCUUUCCAGCCCAAUCCCUAUGGUCAGCCAGGUUACCCCCAUGGGCCCAGCCCCUACCCACAAGGUGGCUACCCUCAGGGACCCUACCCUCAAGGAGGCUACCCACAGGGGCCAUACCCACAGAGCCCCUUCCCCCCCAACCCUUAUGGACAGCCACCACCCUUCCAGGACCCCGGCUCACCUCAGCAUGGGAACUACCAGGAAGAAGGGCCUCCAUCUUACUAUGACAACCAGGACUUCCCCGCCGUCAACUGGGACAAAAACAUUCGGCAGGCCUUCAUCAGAAAGGUGUUCCUGGUGCUGACCCUGCAGCUGUCGGUGACCCUGUCGACUGUGGCCGUUUUCACUUUCGUUGGGGAAGUCAAGGGCUUUGUCCGGGAGAACGUCUGGACCUACUAUGUCUCCUAUGCCAUCUUCUUCAUCUCCCUCAUUGUCCUCAGCUGUUGUGGGGACUUCCGGCGAAAGCAUCCCUGGAACCUUGUUGCUCUGUCGAUCCUGACCGUCAGCCUGUCCUACAUGGUGGGCAUGAUAGCCAGUUUCUACAACACGGAGGCAGUCAUCAUGGCAGUGGGCAUCACCACAGCUGUCUGCUUCACGGUGGUCAUCUUCUCCUUGCAGACCCGCUAUGACUUCACCUCCUGUAUGGGGGUGCUUCUGGUGAGUGUGGUGGUGCUCUUCAUCUUCGCCAUACUCUGCAUCUUCAUCCGGAACCGCAUCCUGGAGAUCGUGUAUGCCUCGCUGGGCGCUCUGCUCUUCACCUGCUUCCUGGCAGUGGACACCCAGCUGCUCCUAGGGAACAAGCAGCUGUCCCUGAGCCCGGAAGAGUAUGUGUUUGCAGCUCUGAACCUGUACACGGACAUCAUCAACAUCUUCCUAUAUAUUCUCACCAUCAUUGGCCGCGCCAAGGAGUAGAACAAGCCCCAGCUCAGGUGGCAUGGUUGGCUCAGACCCAUGCCCCUGGCAUGACAAUGCCAUCUGUGCUUCCCUCUCUCUGAUCCUCAGGCAUGGCCUGGAGCAGAGGGAGCCCUUCUUACCCUCGUGUAUGUACACUGCAAAUACUUAACAUUUGGACCCUCUAUGGCCACAGCAUGGCCCUUUUUAGCUCUCUUGCCCUUGCCAAAGGGUGAUGGGACUGCAUUUCUGUGCCACCUUCUGUCCACUCAUUGUUGCAUGAGCCCUGUCUGCCAGCCCCUUCCAGGGUCUGGGAUCAACACCAGGUCCCAGGGAAGAAGGAUCACUCUAAGAGGUGAGGGUGCACGGCUUCCCUCCUGUCCCAGCUCCCCUGGUGUAGAGUACCCCCCCGUUCCCUCCCCACCCUGCCUUCUGAGGGACAUGCAGGAUGGGGUCUCGUUCUUGUGCUGAGCCCCGAGAGCAGAGAGGAUGGCAUGUUUCAGGGGAGGAGCCUUUUACUCAUGCUGCCAUCGUUAAAAUUCCAAUAAAGGUUAUCUUCUGCUCUGUU